GAGAGAGAGGGAGACAUGGUGGUUUGCAUGAAUGGAACAGUAUGCAGCCAAUCGAAAUGAAAUGUGAAAGAGAUGAAGAGCAAAAAGCGACACAAGUCCAAAGUCAAUCGAUUUGACAUGUUAUUUACAUUAAAAACAAUAUACAAAACUCUUCACUUCGUCUGGAUCUCUUGCAUCUUCUUUGGUUUGCGGUUUUGGAUUUUAAUUUAGGUGCUACGAAAUAAUUUUUUGUUUUGGGUUUUCGAUCAAAAGCGAACGAUAUGAGUUUUUAUUACGCCAACGCUCGUCAACCGGAAAUCCUUCGAACUGUACAAAAAGAUGCGGCGUUUACAAAUCAACUAGGUCACGACCUCUCCGAUAUUCUACGGUUCACCAAUAAAAACCUUUGGAUUAAAUACAAUGGCCUGUGCACAUUGAUCAUGGAAUUAGCCUAUCAUGGAUUUGCCAGUUACAAUAAUCUGCAGACACUUGGCGAAGAAUACACGGGCAUCAUUCAGAUCGAUAAUAAAUAUAUUGCGCUGCCGAGCAAGCUGUUGCAAAUGGUAUCGAUUGUCAUGGAAUAUGCUGGCGAACAAGUGCUGGUGAAACUGAUCAAAAAUGUUGAGCAUGAAAUCGAACGUAACGAAGAGAUUCGACCAGAAGCCAAACUCCAGUUGCGUCGAUGCUGUUCAUUUCUACUGCAUGUCAUUCCAUACGUUCAGGCAAUGCAUCGAACAUGGUUUUAUUUAUACGGUAGAAAAUACCAAAUUGCUCGACGAUUGACCGGAAUUAAUUAUGUGUUGAUACGCCAUUGGCUAAAUAUCAAGCAUUCUGUGUACGGUUACAAGGUGUUGGGUGUGAUCAGUUCGUUGCAAUUGAUAUUGGUAUUUGCAGCAUUUGUAAAAGAGACCAUUCGAAUGAAACAAGUUACGAGCGCCACAAUUCAAAAGGUGAAUCGCCUGCGGGAUCGCAUUGAAUCGACGUACAAGCCAGCUAAAAUGGAAAACAUGCCAAAAUGCAUUUUAUGUUUGGAGGAGCGUCACAACACAUGCGCCACCAUUUGCGGUCAUCUCUUCUGUUGGCCGUGCAUAAUGGAUUGGCUGGAUCAAAAGGAAGAGUGUCCGGUGUGUCGUGAGCCAACAAAAAAAUCAACCGUAGUCUACUUAAUGAAUUUCUUUUGAGGCGCGAUGUGCUCGCAAAUAUAUCGGUGUCAAAGGCUUUAUUAUGAAAUUUUGUGAUUUUGUUUUUGUUUGAAUUAAACUUUUACAUUGAUUUAUUUAGUCUAAAUUUGAAGAGAAAAAGAAAAUAAGAGAAAAAAAGGCAAUUGUUAUUUAGGUAUUUCGAACACAUCCAUCGGUUCUUAGGUGUUUUUUUAUAUGUUUUCUUUCAAAAUCAAUGCGGUAUUUCGAAUAAAAUAAAAUAUUUGCUAAACUACUUUGAAAUGAAUGUACAA
Messenger RNA from Sitodiplosis mosellana (orange wheat blossom midge), 1432 nucleotides. It is a transcript of the gene Pex10, whose product is annotated as peroxisome biogenesis factor 10. Gene Ontology annotation, cellular component: peroxisomal membrane. Bases 261 to 1160 code for a protein of 299 amino acids. The record is from RefSeq and is a predicted model, not a curated record. NCBI's taxonomy places the organism in Eukaryota, Metazoa, Arthropoda, Insecta, Diptera, Cecidomyiidae. Gene Ontology annotation, molecular function: zinc ion binding. The transcript has a single exon. Gene Ontology annotation, biological process: protein import into peroxisome matrix.